AUGACUCCCGUACAAACCCUCGAAAUCGAAGACCUGCGAGCCUCACUAACUCGAACAGUGGCCGAGAAACGCGCCAUGAAAUCUCAAGUGCAUAACGCGACAAUUUCUGCGCCUGAGAUCGAUCGAAUGCUCGAAGAGACCCAGAGAACACCGUUCACAGCAAGAAUCACGGAGGCCAGGAUUCCCGAGCACGGGAAAGUGAGAAUCCCUUUCUACGAAGGCACAACUGACCCGAAGGCGCACAUCACAGCGUUUCGGAUAGCAAUGGGACGAGCCUUCACAAGGAACGCUGCCAACCUGACCGAGCGGGAGGUAGAUGUUGGAUAUUGCCUGCUCUUCGUAGAGCAUCUCAAGGGAGCCGCGCUGGAAUGGUUUUCAAGACAGGAGUGCAAUUCAAUCGGAAGUUUCCAACAGCUCUCCGCUUUGUUCCUCAAGCAGUAUUCAAUGUUCAUGGAUCGAGGAACCUCCGAUGCCGACCUAUGGACACUAUCCCAAGGACAAAAUGAACCGCUUCGGGACUACAUGGCGAGAUUCAAGGCGGUCGUGUCCAAAGUAGAAGGAAUAAGCGACAAGGCUGCACUCAAAACUCUGAAGCGGUCCUUGUGGUACAAAUCUGAAUUCCGAUGGGAAAUGGCCCUCAACACGCCACAAACGAUUCAAGACGUCUUACAUCGGUCGUCAGACUUCGUCGUAAACAAGGAAGAGAUGAAAAAUCUGGACGAGCAGUACGAAGCAACGAAAGCAGCGAUCCGAAGCUCAAUCCUGACGCGCCCCUCGAAGAAAGGUAACCCAUCAAACAACGCAACAACACAGAGCUCGGAGGAACCGACAAGUGGAGGUGCCGACAACUACCAAGUAGGUGCUGGAUGCGGAAGAAGAGAGCCGCGCAGCAACACUUGGGGGAGGAGACUCACUAACUACGAUGAAAAGGCGUUCUGCGAGUAUCACCAAACCUACAGGCACUCGACGGCACAAUGCCGAACCCUGGGAGCCAAACUCGCGGCUAAAAUGGCAGCGGGAGAGCUCUAG
Molecule: messenger RNA, 1029 nt
Organism: Eutrema salsugineum
Lineage: Eukaryota; Viridiplantae; Streptophyta; Magnoliopsida; Brassicales; Brassicaceae
Exons: 1
Coding region: 1-1029 (342 amino acids)
Source: RefSeq, a predicted model, not a curated record